GGCGGGAAUGGGCGGCCUCUGUGGCAAUCGUGGACACGUCGAGCCGGUCACUAGUGGAGGGUGUUAAUGUAGAGUCGUGAGGGGGCGACUGGAAACGGUUCUGUAAAGGAGACGCCGGUGGCGGGACUCGGUCUGGGAAGCUGGAGUUGCGAACACAAAAAGAGAAGCCAUCAACACCCUCCUCAAGUUCCAGCUUCCCACUCCCCACCCCCACUUCGGUUGCGGAAGUUUUUGCUUCUUGGUUUUUGUCCCAGAUGGACUUUUGCAGUAAAGCAGUGAUGUGAUAAAUCUUCUGAUUCUCAACUUUUCCUGGAAAAAUGAGCCAUUCCCACCAUAUGGUGACGAACUCUGUGGACCACACCAGUACCAUGCCACCUUCUCACCAUCACCCGGCCACUUCAGCCUCCCACCUCCACGGAGGGGGAGACGGCAACAUGAUGAUGAUGAUGCCCAUGACCUUCUACUUUGGCUUUAACAAUGUGGAACUAUUGUUUUCUGGCCUGGUGAUCAAUACAGCUGGAGAAAUGGCUGGAGCUUUUGUGGGAGUGUUUUUACUAGCAAUGUUCUAUGAAGGACUCAAGAUAGCCCGAGAGAGCCUGCUACGCAAGUCACAAGUCAGCAUCCGCUACAAUUCCAUGCCUGUUCCAGGACCAAAUGGGACCAUUCUUAUGGAGACACACAAAACUGUUGGGCAGCAGAUGCUGAGCUUUCCUCACCUCCUGCAGACAGUGCUGCAUAUCAUCCAGGUGGUCAUCAGCUACUUCCUCAUGCUCAUCUUCAUGACCUACAAUGGGUACCUCUGCAUUGCUGUAGCAGCAGGGGCCGGCACAGGAUACUUUCUCUUCAGCUGGAAGAAGGCAGUGGUAGUGGACAUCACAGAGCAUUGCCAUUAACGUCAAACUCCAUGGUGCGGCCUUAUCGAUUGCAGUGGGAAGCAGUUCAAGACUGGAAGACAUUAUUCCUACUCGAAUCUUCCCUUCUUGCUCCUUAACUCCUUACACACAUCUUCUCAAUAGAGGUUUAGCUCACAGUCUCUGCGCUAAAGUAGUAACCCCUGACUGUUCUUCUUCCUGCCCUGAGAUUCCCAUUUCUCUUGAGGUGAAACCACCCAUGAGAUGUCUUCUCCUCCACCAUCAUCUUAGAUCCAAGAUAUAUGUUCUUGUCUAAUCCAGGUAGCUGUCUGUCUCUUCAGUGACUUGAUCACCUCCUUUCUUUUUUAGUUUUUUGUUUUUAUUUUUAAUAGACAAUCUGAAUUUGGUGGGGUUUUCCUAGGUCAGUGGUGGAAAAGCAUUGACUUCAGCUAGGAGUCAUGGCAGCUGAGGGAAAUUCUUGCCCAACAAAACCCAAAAUCCAAACUUAACACUAAAAAGUAAGUUCUAGUCUUUGGAUUCAAUGAGUGGGAAAUACGUUGUGCCUUUCCUAGGUGUGAUGUGUUGCACCAAAACCUUAGUAGUGCACAGAGGGUGGUUUGAGACUACAAGUCUAGAGCUUACAGAAGUGUGCAUUUUGGGGUGGCUGACUCAUCCAUGGUGUUCCCACUUAGCAUUUUGAUUAGAAUGAACUUGCCAAUCAAAAAAAAAAA
Molecule: messenger RNA, 1582 nt
Organism: Myotis davidii
Lineage: Eukaryota; Metazoa; Chordata; Mammalia; Chiroptera; Vespertilionidae
Gene: SLC31A1
Product: solute carrier family 31 (copper transporter), member 1
Exons: 6
Coding region: 318-893 (191 amino acids)
Biological process (GO): copper ion transmembrane transport
Cellular component (GO): membrane
Molecular function (GO): copper ion transmembrane transporter activity
Source: RefSeq, a predicted model, not a curated record